This is a messenger RNA of Jatropha curcas, 947 nucleotides long. The record is from RefSeq and is a predicted model, not a curated record. Lineage: Eukaryota; Viridiplantae; Streptophyta; Magnoliopsida; Malpighiales; Euphorbiaceae.
GGCUACUUCGAGGGUGGAUUGUUGGAACGCUCUCUGAAGAGUCCUUGGGGUUAGUCAUAGGUCUCGAUACUGCUUAUGCAGUUUGGGAGGCACUCAAGGAAGCCUAUGCCAAAGAUUCACAAGAACGUGAAUUUACUUUGAGGCAGCAACUUACGUAUCUACGUAAGGAUGACAAUGUCUCAAUUGGCGAUCAUAUUCGGAAAUUCAAGUCAUUAUGUGAUAAUUUGGCUGCAAUCGGUAAGCCAAUGGCUGAUCAGGAGAAGGUCUACUGUCUUCUAACUAGUCUUGGGCCAGAUUAUGAAACUUUCACCACAACUAUGUUGAAGCCACCUAGACCAUCGUAUACGGAGAUGAUCUCGCAACUCCAGAAUCUUGAUCAACGGUGAAUGUGGUUCAGUGCUUCCCAGCCGACGCACCUGGCAUUUUACAGCACUUCUUCUUACAACAAUAAUCAAGGGCGCAGUCGAAGCAACGUGAAUUUCUCUUCAGCCGGUAGAGGUUUUCAGGCGCAGCAACGUGGGAGCAAGGCUGAUGGAGGCGCGCCUGAGUCGCAGCAAACACAGCGGAGGACGUUACCACCUGGUCUUCGUCGUAUGAUACCUGAAGAAAGGGAACUGUACCGCAAUGAAAUCUGUCAGGUAUGUAAUAAACAGGGACACAUUGCGAAGAUCUGUUGGUGGGUGAUUAGUGCUGCUGAUCAGUCGGCAAAGCUUCCACAAGCCUUGGCAGCCCUGACCUUGGAUAACACAAUUACGGACACCGAUUGGACUGCUGACUCAGCAGCUACUGACCAUAUGGCUGCAAAUCAAGGAUCGAAAGACAGGGAAGGUAAUUUUGGAGGGCCCAAAGAAGGAUGAUCUAUAUAUACUUCCUAAUCGGCGUGCAACGGCGAAUUUCUCUCAACGAUUUCGAUCGUGCAGUGCUGAUAUAUGGCAUCAAAGGCUUGG